Fusarium oxysporum Fo47 is the source of this 1177-nucleotide messenger RNA. RefSeq lists its product as uncharacterized. Bases 249 to 1076 code for a protein of 275 amino acids. NCBI's taxonomy places the organism in Eukaryota, Fungi, Ascomycota, Sordariomycetes, Hypocreales, Nectriaceae. The transcript has 2 exons. Gene Ontology annotation, molecular function: snoRNA binding. The record is from RefSeq and is a predicted model, not a curated record. Gene Ontology annotation, biological process: rRNA processing.
AACCAUCUCAAACUGAAUUUUUCAUACAUCUUGAAGAGCUUAAUCAACAACAGUUCACAACCAAAUUCAGCUCAGUGUGCUAGAUUCAUACUCUGACUGAAAACCCUGAAGUAUCAUUAUACCGUAUGAUCUUGAUUUCUGACAUUUUAUUUUCCCGCGGCGGAAGAGCAUCAGCAUCCUGAGCCACCUUUCUUUAACCCUUUCUUUACAUUUACCACAAGCUGUUCAUCAGCUACAAAUACUCGAAGAUGGCACCUCAAACGCGCAAGAGAAACUACAACCAAAGUACAACGAAAGAUACAUCUGUGGAGAAACCGACAUCGGAAGAAAAGCGCAAGCUGCCUGUAAGAGCCAAAGACGGUGACUCCAGUGACGGUGCGACGCCAAUUUCAACGGAAUCAAAGGGUACCAAGGUGGUUUUUGGAGAUGACGACAAUGACAACGCGGCGCCUCCCCCUGUGGUAGUCCCAAAACCUGCUGCGCCGGUAGAGGAGGAAGAUGAGGAAGACAAUAGUGACGAUGAAGCCCCUGAGGCCGUAUCAACUUCUAAGGUGGCGUCUGAUAUCAAGAAAUCCAACCAAGCAGCUCAGAAAGCAGCCCAGGAGGAGGCUGCUGCACAGAAGCGCAAGCGUCGGGAAAGGGAUGAUUUCUUCAAGCAGCAAGCUGAAGAGCGCAAGAAGUUUGAGGAGCAGGAGAAGGCUGGGGGGGAUGAAAAAGCUUCCGUCGAAGAGGAGCCUGCACAGUCGCUCAUCCAACGAAGCAAAGCAGAGAAAGCGGUGAACCUGUUACCCGCCGAGUUUUUGACAGAUUCCAGCGAGGACGAGGCCGAUGGGAUUGAUGAUCAACCAGAGGAACGUCCAAGGAAACGCCGUGUUGCAACUGUGGAAAGAAGCCUGGCCCGCCAGGAAAGGGGACCUAGGGAUGAGCGGGUAGGCUCAACCGUCUACCGCGUUGCUAAGAAGACAGAUGAGAGGAUGGCACCUAAGUUGAAGAAGCAUGCAAAGAGCUCUAAAGAUAUUCUCUUGAAGAGAAACCGGAGUGUCACGAAGCAACGGUCUGGUUUCUUCGUCAGGUAGAAGAAUAACCAAGUAUCAGUUCUUUGUCACGUCAGUUCGAUACCAUAAUACCAUAGCUAGGAGUCAUUCUGCUCAAAAUACUACACUCGUCUUUUUCAGAA